GGAGCCGGCGCUAUACUUAUUCAGGUGAAAUAGAAAAUGCACACUUUUGACCGGGCAGUGUUGUUGGGAACCUUCGCACGCACACUCCUCCUCUUCGGAACCGUCAGCUCAGUUGUGUUCAAGAUGGGACAUCUCACUGUUGUGACUGUCGUGGCAGUUCUCUUCACGCUUUUCAUGGAAACUGAAGCAAAUCCAUUUAUUUACAACUAUGUGAGGCUACGGAUCGGAGGCCUGGUCUGUGCCAGCUUGUUGUUCAUCGGAGGCCUCAGCAUUUUACUUUACACCAGGUGCACCAUGAAGAACAAAAAAGUGGAGGACGACAACAGUGAAAUCUGACACCGGGGGGCCUAAACGAACCGGUUUCGGCCAGCGAGGAGAGCUGACAGGCAUGAGGA
Molecule: messenger RNA, 395 nt
Organism: Cyclopterus lumpus (lumpfish)
Lineage: Eukaryota; Metazoa; Chordata; Actinopteri; Perciformes; Cyclopteridae
Gene: fxyd11
Product: FXYD domain containing ion transport regulator 11
Exons: 7
Coding region: 37-336 (99 amino acids)
Biological process (GO): regulation of sodium ion transmembrane transporter activity
Cellular component (GO): membrane
Molecular function (GO): sodium channel regulator activity
Source: RefSeq, a predicted model, not a curated record